Molecule: messenger RNA, 1522 nt
Organism: Dentiscutata erythropus
Lineage: Eukaryota; Fungi; Glomeromycota; Glomeromycetes; Diversisporales; Gigasporaceae
Source: the annotation of a GenBank genome assembly
GUUUGUUACUGAAAGUUUUCAACAAGGACUUCAACUUGAUUCCUUAAGAUCCUCCCAUCCUAUUGAAGUUCCCAUUUUUGAUGCAAUAAGUUACAAAAAAGGUGCAUCCGUCAUUCGCAUGUUGAGUAACUUCAUGGGAGAAGAUGUUUUCUUAACUGGAAUUAGGCGUUAUUUGAAGCGUCACGAGUAUAGUAAUGCUAGUACUGAUGAUUUAUGGAAAGCUUUAUCUGAGGAAAGUGGAAUUAACAUUGGCCAAUUCAUGACGAGUUGGACUAGAGUUGUUGGUUAUCCAGUUUUGACUGUUAUUGAACUUCCAGAUGACACGCUACAUAUUUGUCAAUCCCGUUUCCUUUCAACCGGGAAACCCAAUCCUGAUGAAGAUACUACAUUAUGGUGGGUGCCACUUGGAAUAAACUUUGGAUCCCUAUCAUCUAGAGUCCUUACUACAAAAGAAACUAAUGUAAAAUUACCGCAUGGUGCAUCUGAGUUCUAUAAACUUAAUUCUCAUGUAACUGGCGUCUUUCGUGUAAAUUAUACUCCAGAACGAUUGGCAAAAUUGGGUCAAGCUGUCAAAAAUGGUUUACUUGAUACUAGUGAUCGAGUUGGGUUAGUUGCUGAUGUUGGUGCUUUGGCAAUAAGCGGUUAUACAAAAACGAGUAGCCUUUUGAGCCUCAUUAAUGAAUUUGAUAACGAAGAUAAAUAUUUCGUAUGGAUGGAAAUUAAUUCUCGUAUAACGAAUUUCUUUAAUGUGUGGUUUGAACAACCUGAGCCUGUAUACAAAGGACUUCUACUUUUUCAACAUCAUUUAAUUUCAAAAUUUGUUACUAAAUUGAGUUGGGAAUAUCCAGAAAAUGAGGACUACUUAACCACUAUGUUGAGGACUUUAAUAAUUAAAGUUGCUGGCAGAGCUAAAGAUCCUGAAGUUGUUAAGGAAGCAUUUCGCAGAUUUGAAUUAUUUACAAAAAACAAUGAUAAAACUGCUUUACAUCCUAAUAUUCGUGGAGCUGUCUACGAAAUUGUGCUAUGUAACGGUGGUGGAGUAAAUGAAUUUGAAGCAAUUUUGAAAGCCUAUCGUGAAACAAAUACUGCAGAUCAGAAACUCGCUGCUUUAACUGGUCUUGGAUUCGCUCAGCAAGAAGAUUUGAUUAAACGUGCGUUAGACUUUUCCAUAUCAGAGGAAGUUAAAAAUCAAGACAUCAUUUAUGCAUUCGCUGGCUUGCAGUUCAAUCGCAAAUCGCGAAGGGCACUGUGGAAAUAUGUUAAGGAAAAUUGGGAACUUUUUCACGAACGAUAUGUCAAAUCUCUGAAUUUGUUUGGAAAUAUAAUUAAAUCUAGUGUUGGUGCUUUUUCGUCUGACGCAGAUAUUAAAGAUAUUGAAAAUUUCUUUUCUAACAAAGAUACUAAGGAAUUUUCAAGACCUUUACAACAAAGUUUAGAAAAUAUUCGUGUCAAUACUGCUUGGUUAACACGUGAUAAAAAGGAUGUUGAAGAUUGGUUAAGAGCUAACGGAUACUUGCAAUGA